Molecule: messenger RNA, 1275 nt
Organism: Drosophila subobscura
Lineage: Eukaryota; Metazoa; Arthropoda; Insecta; Diptera; Drosophilidae
Product: E3 ubiquitin-protein ligase RZF1-like
Exons: 2
Coding region: 445-1215 (256 amino acids)
Source: RefSeq, a predicted model, not a curated record
UAAUUAAUUAUAAUAUCCUGUUUCCUUCCUCUUGCCUUGAUUCUGUCGACAAAAGCUAAAACAAAUUGUAUCUUUCGCUCUGAGAUGGAACUAUUUAAUCGGCUACGUUUUCUGGUAUAUUUUCUGCCGAUCUGAGUACUCAACUGCAAGAUUCUUGCGUCAAAAUGGAGAAAAGUCUUAAUUUCUAAUCGUUUGUAUGGGGAAAUCAUCCCUGAUUCUGUCGCAACAAUAUUUUGCGUGUCUGAGUGAUGGGCUUUUGUGCGCGACAACAUUUCUUAUCGAUUCCAUACGAAUAUCAUCCCUGAUUUUUCUAGCGGCCCCUUUUUCGGAUCUGUGUAGUAGGCUUAAGCUGUCAGUUUGCCACUGAAGUGACACAAUUUGUCAGGGAUUCGUUUAUCAUUGACGAGUUUUUUGUUGUGCAAGUGCUAUUUAGAUAUUUUAGACAUGACGCCCAACUUAUUCAAUGGUCUGCUACGCAGAGCCCCAGUCGCGGGUCUCUUCUUGCGUACGGAGAUCGCGUAUGUGGAUGACUUGACCGUUGUCGAACGAGAUGGAAUCAUUGCUGCACUGGCCGAGCGCAAGGUGUUGGCGUCGGAGCUAGUGGGCGACGACAAGGAGUGCUCCGUGUGCAAGGAGUCCCUCCAGGCGGAUGAAAUACUGAAGAGCAUGCCGUGCAAGCACGAGUUCCACAAGCAUUGCCUCAUCCGCUGGCUGAGGGAGGCUCGAACGUGUCCCUUGUGUCGCUGCAAUGUUCAGGGGCGGCAGUUGGUCUAUAGGCAGUUCAGCCGCAAUAUGGAGAUGCAGUCCCGCCGGACACGCCAUCCUCAUCCAUACCGCAUCAGUAGCCAAAAUAGGCCCAGCAGCAUUCUGCCGGCGGCCAUCCGUAGAGGCGCGCAGCUCCACAUAAACCGUCUAUUGGUUGGACGUGUCAUACAGAGCUUAAGAAACAGCCAGGGUGACACCAACAGUCGCAGCGAUACUGACUCCGAUGGCACCAGUGAGGAUGAGUCCAGCAACCCCAGCGAGUCUGACUCCAAUGGGCACCAGGAGCCCUUCAUUGUACGCGCACAGCAGCUCGUGAACUGCUUCAGACAGAGCAACAGCCGCCGCAGCCAGGGUGACACCAACAGCCGCAGCGAGUCUGACUCCAAUGGCACCAAUCCGGACGUGUCCAACAGCAUCAGCGAGGGCGACUCCAACCGCCGCGAGAACUAGUUCAGUUCGAAUAAUUUUGGGUACCUGCAUUUACGACAGAAAAAGUGUCAUUUGAUGUGU